AUGGAUCCCUGCACCCAUCGUAUUCCAGUCGCUCAGCUUUCCAAGAGGACUGGGGCGCCCAUUUUGUCGGUGCGAUACCGACUCGCGCCACAGCAUCCCUUCCCCUCUGCGCUCGUGGAUGCUUUGGUUGCGUAUCUGUCUCUCAUUGCCCCACCCCCUGGCUCACUCCAUGAGCCCGUGCCUGCAAAGAAGAUUAUCUUUUCCGGCGACUCCGCCGGUGGAAAUCUAUGCUUAGUGCUUCUGCAGACUCUAUUAACGCUUCGCCGCAUCUCCCCAACUAUCCGCUUCCACGGCCAAGACAUCCCGAUUGAAUUACCCGCCGGAUUAGCCAUGAGCUCACCAUGGUGUGAUGUGACACGAUCUAUGCCCUCUGUCGUUAACAACGCCCUAUACGACUAUCUUGCACCGCCGUCCCAAGUUCCCGAGACACUCUACCAACCCCCUAGUAUCCCUGCAGACACCAUCUGGCCGUGUAAACCGCCGCGAGUCGACCUUUUCUCCAAUGCCAACGCAGCAAUCCACCCUCUAGUAUCGCCUCUAGCGGCACGCAAAGAACUCUGGAAAGGCUCACCACCGAUCUACAUGAACAUGGGCGAAGAAGGUCUCUCAGACGAAGGCCUCCUUCUAGCUCGCAAAAUGUGCCAAGUUGGGGUUCCUGUCGUGGUGGAACAGUUCGAAGGCAUGCCACAUUGUUUCGGUCUUCUCAUGGUCAAGACACCAGCCGGGAAACGCUUUUUCGAUGGGAUGUCUAAGUUCUGCAGUGACGCGAUUGCGGGUCGGGUGGAGCCAUCCAGCUGUUUGACGUACAUUGGGUAUAAGUUGCGGUCGGCUCGCGAGAUUCCGUUGGAUAAGGCUGUUUCUUUGACUGACGAGGAGGUUGAUGAGCGAUUGCGCAAGAGUGCUGAAUGGCGGAUUAAGGGCGAAGAAGAACUGCAGAAACAAUAUUAUGAGAAGGCGAAACUAAAAGGUGAACGAGUCCGACAGACAGGCCAGAGGAACGAAGCCUGA
Aspergillus oryzae RIB40 is the source of this 1008-nucleotide messenger RNA. RefSeq lists its product as uncharacterized. The transcript has 2 exons. The record is from RefSeq and is a predicted model, not a curated record. Gene Ontology annotation, molecular function: hydrolase activity. The coding region runs from base 1 to 1008 and encodes 335 amino acids. NCBI's taxonomy places the organism in Eukaryota, Fungi, Ascomycota, Eurotiomycetes, Eurotiales, Aspergillaceae.